CGCGUCUUACUUCCGUCGAUCGCAUUUGUGGUGUUAGCCCUGCAAGUAGAUUUGCUCUCUGUCUUCUGUGCUUUUCUCUGUCUUUAACUUCUAGUUAACUAGUAAAAAGAAAUGGGUGAGUGGCAAAACGGAAUCUGUGGCUGCUUCGGCGACUGCUGCACAUGCCUCCUUUCAUUUAUGUGCCCUUGCAUCCAGUUUGGACGUAAUGCAGAGGCACUAGGAGAGAGCUGCGUUAUGUAUGCUCUCUCUCAGUUUGUACCCCUCCUCAACCUCUACUGCCGUGUCACCAUCAGAGGAAAGAUCAGGGAGCAGAAGGGAAUCGAGGGCUCUUGCUUCAACGACUUGCUGUGCUCUUGGUGCUGUGGUCCGUGCGCCCUGGCACAAGAAGCUCAGGAACUCGCUGAUCCAGGAAGCAAAUCCAUGAGCCGUGAAUAACUGAUAAAACUCUUUAGUUGUACCCUCUACCUUUAAGUUUUAAAAGAUACUAUAGCUAUGUUUUAACUGAUUUUGCCGAGAUUUUAUUAUUAUUAUUGUUAUAGUUGUAAUGAGUUUUGAAGUUGAUUUUGCAGCAGCA
This is a messenger RNA of Amphimedon queenslandica, 574 nucleotides long. Its product is annotated as protein PLANT CADMIUM RESISTANCE 3-like. NCBI's taxonomy places the organism in Eukaryota, Metazoa, Porifera, Demospongiae, Haplosclerida, Niphatidae. The record is from RefSeq and is a predicted model, not a curated record. Bases 112 to 435 code for a protein of 107 amino acids. The transcript has 3 exons.